Messenger RNA from Daldinia vernicosa, 2056 nucleotides. Its product is annotated as MFS general substrate transporter. Gene Ontology annotation, molecular function: basic amino acid transmembrane transporter activity. The coding region runs from base 168 to 1682 and encodes 504 amino acids. The record is from RefSeq and is a predicted model, not a curated record. NCBI's taxonomy places the organism in Eukaryota, Fungi, Ascomycota, Sordariomycetes, Xylariales, Hypoxylaceae. Gene Ontology annotation, cellular component: fungal-type vacuole membrane. Gene Ontology annotation, biological process: transmembrane transport; basic amino acid transport. The transcript has 6 exons.
CGGGGAGCAUUUUCUACCUUUCCGCUCGAUGGUUUCUUACCUAUUCGAUAUCCUAAACACUGGUUACGUCUGUUACAUUAGUCUUACGCUCGGCUCACAUAAGAUCAGUAUAUUUCAAUUGUAGGGCACAUCACAACACUCGGCUCCUCUCAUUGAAUCAUAUUGAAAUGGCUACUUCUCAUGAACCACCCGCAAUACUCAAUAGUGCAAUUGAGCGACGCGGUACCAUACGGGCGAAUGUGAGUGAACAAGGUGCCGUUGGACCGUCCAAUGCCGCUUCUCAUGAUCCAGAGUCCGGAGAACGCCAACCCCUGAUAGGUUCAACCCCACCAAGCGAGGAUGACUGGAAAACUCCUCCUUACUUCGCCUGGAUUGAGAUGGCGAUUAUGUCCAAUGUCUUCCUCUAUGGGUUUGAUGGCACUAUCACUGCGGCUACAUACGCCGUAAUCAGCUCUGAGUUCGAUGCCACCAACACUGCAUCCUGGCUCACCACGUCGUAUCUCAUUACAAGCACGGCCUUCCAGCCCCUAUAUGGCCGUGUAUCCGAUAUUUUUGGUCGCCGCAUAUGCUUUUUCAUUUCUACUAUUACAUUUGCUGUCGGCUGCCUAGGAUGCGGCCUAGCAAAUAAUAUUGUCUUGCUCGACUGUAUGAGAGCUCUAGCAGGCUUCGGUGGUGGGGGCCUCAUGACUAUGGCUACUAUCGUGAACUCCGAUAUGAUUCCCUUCCGGCGACGUGGAAUGUACCAAGCUAUGCAAAAUGGUAUAUUUGGCUUCGGCGCAAUAUGCGGUGCGUCUUUCGGCGGCUCAAUAGCCGAUACCAUCGGAUGGCGCUGGUGCUUUAUCUUACAAGUGCCGAUAUCUGUCGUAGCACUUAUUCUAGGCUAUGUGGUCAUUAAGAACCAGCAGACCAACUUUAGCGGCGGUUCAAGCUUGAAGGAAACGUGGCGCAUAGUCGACUUCCUGGGAUCUUUUCUUCUAGUUUUAGCAAUCUCCGUCCAGCUUGUUGGGCUAAGCUUAGGCGGAAACGAGUUACCAUGGAGUAGCCCAUGGGUAAUCAUAUCCUUGAUUGGAAGCGUCGUACUCUUCGGCAUUUUCUUUUGGGUCGAGGGUAAUACCACGGCGAUUCCGGUCAUACCCCUACGCAUGUUAAGGGGCCGUUUACCUAUCCUCAUACAACUGUCUAAUGUCUGCGCUGGGCUCUCUGCUUAUGCGUAUCUUUUUCUGCUCCCCUUAUUCUUUCAGAUCGUACUUCUUGAUUCGGCUACGACUGCAGGUGCAAGACUUGCUAUUCCAUCGUUAGCAACUCCUAUUGGAGGUCUCAUCGCAGGUAUUGUCAUGUCUCGAUGGGGAAAGCUGAUCACCCUCGUUCGCAUUGGUGCGAUAUUGAUGGCCAUUGGGAACAGUUUGGUGACUUCACUAAGCUUUGUGGAUUCCAAUUGGAAGUACUACAUUUACAUCUUUCCUGCGAAUCUAGGUCAGGGCAUCAUAUACCCCGGUAUUCUCUUUACAUCGCUAGCAACGUUCGAGCACGCAGAUCAUGCCGUAUCUGCCUCUACUGUCUACCUCAUUCGAUCACUUGGUACAGUUUGGGGCGUAUCCAUCACUUCCGCAAUUGUACAAACAACGCUCAGUGUUCGACUUCCGGCAGUAUUUAAUGAUGUACCAGAUAAAUGGAGAGUAUGACCCUUCUUAGUUACAAGAUAUUCGACUCCACAAAGCCUCAGUUGGAUGCUAAUUAACGAUAAUAGAUAAUCGACGCAAUUCGUCACUCCGCCGAGACAAUACGUGAGCUGCCCCUAGAUAUCCAGCUCAAAGCACGAAUGGUUUACUACGAUGGAUUGAGAUACUCCUUUACCGCGUCGACCGUCUUUGCAAUUAUUGCGUUUUGCGCAGCGAUGUGUGCUAAUGGAAGAGGACUACGCAAAACAAGCGGCUAGAAAGUGCGGCUAUGUUGGCUUCAUGUACUUUAUAUAGAUUCUAAUAUCACGAAAAUGCGUAUGAGGGAGGUGAUAGAGUAGUAAAAUAAUGAAUAGUGGGAUUCUAGGUCCCCCAUACCU